UAUUUUUUAUUUUUAUAGAAACGGCGUCUUUGGUGUGACGGAUUCUUCCCCGGCGGUGUAGGGUGGUCAUAACCUAACCAAUAACCAUGGCAUUAGCAACACCGAUUCUGAUGUCUCAUCCUCAAUUCCAAACGUCGUUCUUCACAAAGAGCAACAACCAAGUUACUCCCUCACCCGUAUCCAUCCUAAUCAGAAACAGAAUACAGAUGGUGGUUCCUCAAAGUCAAAGGUAUAUCAUAACCGUCAAGGCCAUGGCCGGUGGUGGACUAUACUCUGCUCAGCAAUUCGAACUCACUCCCCAAAACGUCGAUACCGUUCUCGAUGACGUGAGGCCAUACCUCAUUGCCGAUGGCGGAAACGUGGACGUUGUAUCCGUUGAAGAUGGCAUCGUUUCUCUUAAGCUACAAGGGGCGUGUGGAAGCUGUCCAAGCUCAACAACAACCAUGAAGAUGGGGAUCGAAAGAGUGCUGAAAGAAAAAUUCGGAGAUGCUGUGAAGGAUAUCGUUCAAGUAUUUGAUGAACAAGCUGCUGCAACAAGCGUUGAGGCAGUGAAUGGGCAUCUUGAAAUACUGAGACCAGCCAUAGCCAACUUUGGUGGAAGUGUGGAGGUGGUGUCAGUGUCUGUGGAAGAUGGGGAAUGCGUUGUCAAGUAUACUGGGCCCGACUCAAUUGGAUCGGGAGUCAAAGCAGCAAUCAAGGAGAAGUUUCCAGACAUUCAGAAUGUCUUCUUCACAUAGACUCUAUGUUGCUGCUUGCUGUUGCUGUUAUAGCUUCAUGGGAGAAGCAGCUAAACUCUUGGUGUAUCUUAAAUCUAAAAAUAUACCCUUAUGUAUUUCUAUUUCUCUUAGUUUGUUGCGUAUGUAAAUAUGCAUAUACACCAUCAUACUAUAAUAUAUAUAUUGGCCAAAGUAUGCUUCUCUGUUUAA
Molecule: messenger RNA, 926 nt
Organism: Lactuca sativa (garden lettuce)
Lineage: Eukaryota; Viridiplantae; Streptophyta; Magnoliopsida; Asterales; Asteraceae
Gene: NFU1
Product: NFU domain protein 1
Biological process (GO): iron-sulfur cluster assembly
Cellular component (GO): mitochondrion
Molecular function (GO): iron-sulfur cluster binding; iron ion binding
Source: RefSeq, a predicted model, not a curated record